Pectinophora gossypiella (pink bollworm) is the source of this 567-nucleotide messenger RNA. RefSeq lists its product as uncharacterized. Bases 1 to 567 code for a protein of 188 amino acids. NCBI's taxonomy places the organism in Eukaryota, Metazoa, Arthropoda, Insecta, Lepidoptera, Gelechiidae. The record is from RefSeq and is a predicted model, not a curated record. The transcript has 4 exons.
AUGGUUUCAACGGACACUCUGGAUGGCAACUGGCCAUGUAGGGAACUAGCGGGGAGAGGCGCGCGGGCGCGGGUUGCAGUGCGCAUGCGCGGUACGACGGCGGCGGGGCGGUGCGACGGCGGCGUGUGCGACGACGAAGAAAGGAAGAAGUUGGCGGUGUUGAUCGCGGUCAUGGGAGAAAGUGCAUACGAACUGUUAUCGGCGCUUGCAAGUCCCAAGUCACCUUCAGGUUUAAAAUACGAGGCGGCAGUUUCAUUGUUGCAAAAUCAUCUUCAACCGAAGCCAUCGAAAUGGGCCGAACGGUAUCCUAAAUUGUUUGAUGGAGGGCUUGGGCGUUUCAACGGUGGGCGCGCGACUUUGCGUGUGAGAGAGGGGGCUGUGCCUGUGUACUGCCGAGCGCGGCCGCUGCCCUAUGCGCUGCGCGAGCGCGUUGAUGCGGAACUCGACUCCAUGCUGAGCGCCGGCGUCAUCGAGCCCGUGGACUGCUCGGACUGGGCCACACCGCUCGUUAUUGUGAAUAAACCGAACGGUGCUAUUCGGUUAUGUGCGGAUUACAAGGCAUUAUGA